AGCUCAAAGCAGAAUUUUAUUAGUGAGGGUCUGGCUCGCAAGCGGCGAUGCAUGUGUCGGCAGUUCCGGGGGGAUUCCCCCAAUCCCGCGUUGGCCAGCCAAUGAUGCCUCAGCAGAUGCAACACAUGGCACAAGGCCCCUACGGUGGCAUGCCAGGCAUGCCAGGCAUGCCGCCCGCGUACCAGCCGCAGGCGGUCUCGCCCACGCAGCUGGGCCACGCGCGGCCAGGGCAGGGCAGCUUCCAGCUGCAGCAGCGGAGCCCGGCGUCCAGUCUAGGCAACUUUGAAGCGUUGUCUCCCAUGUCUGGGCAGAGCUUGCCGGCAAGGCAAGCGCUGGGAGGCGUCCCAGCAACAGCAGGAGCAGCAACAGCAGCGAGCCCCAAUCGAGAGCAGGCACUUCAGAAGCGCGUUGCGGAGCUGGAGGAUAUCUUGAAAAGCAAAGACCAGGAGAUCAAGGAGCUGCAGAGUGCGCUGAAGCAGGCCGGGAUCAAGAUUCCCGCCAAGAAGGCCCAGGCCAGACCGCGGGACAAGGUGAUGGGGAGCGGAGGCUUUCGGAAAGUCUCGCAGUCCCAGCCAACCCAACCCUAUGAAGCGGUGGACCAGGAGGAUCCAAUUGACCUUCGACUGGAGGAGUUCUACAAUGGGACUGGUUCAGCGAUUCCGUUUCAAAGGAUCAAUCGCGGGUUUUACCGAUUUGGGGAGACCAUUCUGGAGCUCAACAUCAUCAAUCAUAAGCUGAUGGCACGAACGGAGGAUGGUUGGAAUCGCAGUAAAUUCGGACCCAUUGAGAAAUUCAUCAUGUACUACGAAAACAUCGAGAGAGAGAAAGCGGGAAUCCCACUAGAGUCCUGAGUGAGGCUGCAUAUUUGCUGUCAGAAACAGACAUGUCUGUCGUUAACAGGUGAUGGAGUGGUUGCAGCCUUUGCCGUGCAGGUCUUCUCUAUCGGCGUCUUCGGACCUGUGAUAUAUUUGACAUUACAAGCGCUGGUUUGGCAGGGGUCAUUCUGCGCACACAAGCCUCGGCAAGAGUCAAGACUCGGAUCUCGGAUUUUGGCUGAAGGGCUUUGUGCACAACGUGGCCGGAAGGUUCCACCAGAGAAGCCCGCCUGCCAGUUCUUUUCACAAAGCCACCUCAGCCAGCUCCUAACCUAUGCGUUUGCUAC
Effrenium voratum is the source of this 1162-nucleotide messenger RNA. Lineage: Eukaryota; Dinophyceae; Suessiales; Symbiodiniaceae. The record is from the annotation of a GenBank genome assembly.